This is a messenger RNA of Lytechinus pictus (painted urchin), 7106 nucleotides long. Its product is annotated as ATP-binding cassette sub-family C member 5-like. The record is from RefSeq and is a predicted model, not a curated record. Lineage: Eukaryota; Metazoa; Echinodermata; Echinoidea; Temnopleuroida; Toxopneustidae. Gene Ontology annotation, cellular component: membrane. Bases 377 to 5176 code for a protein of 1599 amino acids. Gene Ontology annotation, molecular function: ATP binding; ATP hydrolysis activity; ABC-type transporter activity. The transcript is spliced from 28 exons. Gene Ontology annotation, biological process: transmembrane transport.
ACAGAUUGUCAGAAACAUUCAAAGGGACCACCUCCGACAAUUUGGCAAACAUUAUUGUCAUAGUUUGCAGGAAAUUGUAGGGCCUAUAUUGUAGGUCUUUAUACGUAGUUCAGUUUGUUGAUCAGCGUUGUGGGUUUGCGUUGGAACUUGUGGGGCAUCGUGGUCUGGUGGUUGCCACUCUUUGUCUUUCAGUCAGAGGGACGUGGGUUUGAAUCCUAACCGUGGCAUGUUUUCCUUCAGCAAGAAAUUUACCAACAUUGUGUUGCUCUCUACCCAGGUUUUUAUGAGUGGUAGCUGAAGACUGUGUUGUGUGUGCUACAGCUGAGCUAAUGACAUUGUAUCACCAAAGAACCAAAACUACUGAAGUACUUCAGCCAUGUCGUCUCACGGGGAAAAGAUUAACGAGGAACAGAUUAAUGAGGAACAGAUUAACGAGGAACAGAUUAACAAGGAACAGAUUAACAAGGGACAGAUUAAUGAAGCAUGGUUCGACAAGGAGCAGAUUAAUGGGGUUGGGCCAGAGGAAUACGAUGAUUCGCAAACGCAAGAGUCUAUGAGUGGGACAAUACAUACAGAUGUUACUCUUGAAGCUGAUCAAGGCAUGGAAGAUUUAGCGGAAGAGGAAGGUGACUUAGAUGAGAAAGACACCGAUUGUCAUGGAGACGAUGGACAGACAGGUAGAGAAGGUGAAGGAGGAGGUGAUGAUGAUCCCAUUGAUGAAGAGGACAUUGGAAAGCCUGAUGAGGUCCUACUGGUGCCAACAAAUGGAGAAGCUGUGGAUAUAAAAGAAGAACCAAGCCAGCCUCAAGGCGGAAAUGAAGAAGUCAUUGCAUUCAGUGGGAAAUAUCAAAAGAUUGAAACGAGGCAUGUCAUGGACGACGCAUCGCUCAUUUCAAAAUUGUAUUUUCACUGGCUGAACUUUGCGUUUUACAAAGCAUGGAAACGCGGCUUGAAACCUGAUGAUCUAUUUCCCUGCUCACCGCAUGAGAGUGCCAGCCUUAAUCACAAUAGGUUUUCCCAGCUGUGGAACGAAGAACUUGCCAUGAGAGGUCCUAAGAAUGCGUCGUUGGGCCUGGUUGUUUUCAGAUUCUUACUCUUGAGGAUUAUUGCUGGUAGUAUGACAAUGCUGAUGGGCCUUUCAGUGUCUCUCUUUUCUUCUGCAUAUAUUGUGCGUCAACUCCUCGAAUACAUCCAGCAGACAGAGUCAGACACCCUGUAUGGAAUGCUCUGGGUGCUUGGGCUGUUGCUAUGUCAGUUGACCCAGGUCACCCUACUCUCAUAUCAGUUCUACCUGAAUACGAGGACGGGGACUAAGCUCCGGGCCGCCAUUGUUUCAACCAUCUACAGACGGGCUAUUAGUGUGAGGACUCUGAAGGGCAAGUCGGCCGGGGAGAUCAUAAAUCUGUGUACUAACGAUGGACAGAGAUUAUAUGAAAUGGGUCUAUACGGACCAACGCUCCUUUGCGGACCCCCUAUAGCUGUUGCUGGCAUAAUUUAUACCUAUUUCCUGAUUGGACCGGCGGCUUUAUUUGGAACUGGCAUCUUCUUCAUGUUCUACCCAAUCACGAUGGGAAUGGCCAAACUAGUCGCUUACUUCAGACGUCAAGCCAUUCAGAUUACUGAUAAGAGAGUUCGUCUGAUGAAUGAAGUCAUCUCCAGCAUCAAACUUAUCAAGAUGUAUGCGUGGGAAAUGCCUUUCUCCAAGAAAAUAUUCAAUAUGCGUGGAGAAGAACAAAGAGCGCUGCAGAAGGGAGGGUAUUUGCAAAGUUUUAGUACCAUGACUCUUCCUUUGGUCCCAGUUCUAGCGGCGAUGCUUACCUUAGUCCUACACACAGCCCUUGGAAACAAUCUAACUCCAGCUCAGGCUUUCUCCUACAUUUCCUGUUUGACUGCCAUGCGUUUGAUCCUUGUGAUGACCCCUAUGGGGGUCAAGGCUGUCUCGGAGUCUGUAGUGGCAUUUCCACGCAUCAAGGAAUUGCUUCUGAUGGAGGACGUCAAGCCGUUCACCGACAAACCGUCGUCUCCCAACCUCGCCCUCGAGAUCGUCAAGGCCACGUUUGCCUGGGACAAGGAGCAGGCCGUGAUUGCCGCCGAUGGCAAGGGGCUGGCAAGCAAGGAGAAGAAGAAUGGCAAUGUGAGGGUGAAGAAGGAUGGGGGAGCGGAGCAGGAAGAAGGGGAAGAGUCUGCGAUUCCCUUGGUCGAAGGAGGAGGAUCCAAGGAUGAGGAAAAUGAAGAGAUAGUGAAGACGCUCUUUGAUGUUGAUUUGAAGAUUGAAAAGGAUUCUCUGGUAGGAAUUUGUGGAAGCGUUGGCAGCGGUAAAUCAUCGCUCAUCAACGCCAUCCUGAGUCACAUGAUCAUGGUCAACGGAUCGGUAGCGGUCGAUGGCACAUUCGCCUAUGUCCCCCAGCAGGCAUGCAUCAUGAAUACAACAUUGCGAGAGAAUAUCCUGUUCGGGUUGGAGUUUGACGAGGAUCGCUAUGUGGAUGUCGUGGAAGCGUGCGGACUCGCUCCUGACCUGGAGAUACUAGCAAAUGGUGACCUAACGGAGAUUGGUGAGAGGGGUAUCAACCUGAGUGGCGGCCAGAAGCAGCGUAUCAGCAUGGCGAGGGCGGUAUACUCCCAGCGAGAUAUUUAUUUAUUAGACGACCCUCUCAGUGCUGUAGAUGCCCAUGUUGGACAACAUAUCUUCGACAAUGUCAUCAAGAAACUACUCAAAGGCAAGGCAGUGCUGUUUGUGACCCAUCAACUUCAGUUUCUCAGUCAGUGCAACCGUGUGCUCUUCAUGAAGUCCGGUCGCAUCUCGGCCGAUGGCGCGCACAACACCCUGAUGAAGAGCGACCCGGAGUACAACGCUCUCCUUCAGAACUUCAUGCAGGAGCAGGAGAUGAAGCGGGCCUCGGUCCACUCCUCCAAAGACGGAGGACGCGGCCGUGCGCUCUCCUCCAUCUCCCUGACCUCCCUAGACUCCAGGCAACGGUCCGAGAGCUUCCGUACCCUGACGCAGUCCUUCAGGGCGCGGUCCAACCAGAUGCUGCGUCAGGUUUCGAACCGUUCCACCCACUCCAUCCCGGAGCAGACGCCUCUCCCGAUCCAGGAAUCAGAGACUAACAAGAUAAAGCAAGCGGAUGACCAAACAGAUGAUUCGGAAUACCUGCCCAUGUUCGAAUCGAGGGAAGACGUAAGAAAAGAAAAUUCUGAUGGAGAGAACGAAGAAUCGGAAGAAGAAUACGAAGAAGAGGGCGAAGAUGAGUGUGAUGAUGAUGAAGAUGAUAGUGUCGUGUAUGAUGGAAAGCUGAACCAACCCGAAGCGAUAGAGACAAAAGCCAAACCCUCCAAGACCUACCUAGCCUACAUGAAGUCUGCUGGCGGCGUCGUGGUCUCGCUGCUUGUCAUCCUGAUCUUUCUCAUCUCCCAGGCUCUGGCGACGUUCAGCAGCUUCUGGCUGAGUCAUUGGCUGGAACAGGGAAAUGGGACCAAAAUAGAUGUGAAUGCCUCUACAAUAGGAAAGGAUUUUGAUCCGUACCUGCAUAUGAACGUGUCCGACAAUCCUCGAUUGAGGUUCUAUCAACUUGUCUAUGUGGCUUCGGUACUUGGAUGCAUAUUAUUUGGUUGCUUACGGGCCUGUGUAUACGUUAAGACCACUCUGCGAGCAUCGUCCAAUUUUCAUAACAAGGUCUUUCUCAACAUCAUACACAGUCCUAUGUCUUUCUUUGAUGUAACACCAUCCGGACAGAUUCUCAACAGGUUCUCUAAAGACCUUGAUGAAGCUGAUAUUCGUCUUCCAUUCGUCAUGGAGUCCUUCCUCCAAAACGGCAUCUUCGUCCUCUUCAACCUUUUGACCGUUAUCUACAUCUUACCGUGGUUUCUUGUGGGCGUGGUGGUAGUGGUCAUCUUCUUUACCGGUCUAAACCGUUUCUAUCGGCCCGGUCUGCGGAACAUCAAGAUGCUGGACAACACGCUUCGCUCGCCUUGGUUCUCGCACGUUACCACGACGAUGCACAGUCUCUCCACCAUCCAUGCCUACGAGAAGAGAGAUGAGUUUAUUCAGAAGUUUGAGAAGCAAUUGGACAAACACUCCGUGCCUAUGAUGCUCUUCAUGUUGGCCAAUCGGUGGCUUGCGACUCGCUUUGACGUCAUGACGAGCCUGCUGGGAUGCCUGACGGCGACCUCUAUUGUCCUUAGCCAUGGCAGUAUACCACCCGGCCUGGCAGGGCUGGCUCUAACCUUUACUAUGCAGUUCCUAGGUAUAUUCCAGUUCACGUUGAGAUUGGCUGCUGAAGUCGAGGCUAGAUUUACAUCCGUUCAAAGAAUAAUUGAUUACACCAAAUUACCAAGAGAAGUGGCCCCUACCAUCGCUGGACAAGAGCCCCCUGAGAACUGGCCGGACCAUGGUCGUAUCACAUUCCGAAGGGUAAAGUUACGUUACCGUGACAACUUGCCCCUUGUGCUGAAAGGCGUGACGUUUUAUGUGAAGCCGCGAGAGAAGAUCGGCAUCGUGGGAAGGACGGGCUCAGGCAAGUCAUCCCUUGGUGUCGCUCUUUACCGCCUUGCUGAGCCGUGCGGAGGAAGCAUGUUUAUUGAUAAGAGAGAUAUCUGUAAGAUGGGAUUACGAGAUCUCAGAUCAAAGAUCUCCAUCAUACCGCAAGAUCCCGUCCUGUUUAUAGGAACUGUCAGGUACAACUUGGAUCCAUUUGAUGAACAUUCAGAUGAUAGUAUAUGGAGAGCUUUAGAGAGGACUCAUAUGAAGGAUACGAUAUCCAAACUAGACCAUCAGCUAAUGGCUCCAGUGAUUGAGAAUGGUGAAAAUUUCUCAGUUGGGGAAAGACAACUCAUGUGCAUGGCAAGAGCGCUUCUUAGAAAUAGUAAGAUCCUGUUUUUAGACGAAGCUACAGCAGCUAUUGACAGUGAGACGGACACUCUCAUCCAAGCUACCAUAAGGGAAGCCUUCCGUGACUGUACUAUGCUCACCAUAGCGCAUCGUCUCAACACCAUUGUUGAUUCGCAUCGCAUACUCGUCAUGGACGAUGGAAAGAUUGCCGAGUUUGAUCGUCCUAGCGCUCUGAUGAACAAACCAAACUCUAUAUUCAAAUCGAUGAUGGAGGCCGUCGCUGCCCAGAAAGAACUCGCCGAGGUGUUCGGUUCAGCAAAUAGCCUUCAAGUGCCUUCCCCCAUCUAGCAUCUUCACAUGUGCAUCGAUUAUGAAUGCCAAUCUAUAGCAAUGGUGAGGCGGUACAUACAUAGGGACAGUGAUUUUCCGCGAUCGCGGAAAACGGACGGAAUUCACGGAAAUGGGCUUUUUAAACGGAAAGUGGCAUUUCAAACGGAAAAUCACGGAAAAAGUAUUUUCCCUCAAAAUACACAGAAUAGCAACAGAAAUUACUCCAAAAUCACAACAAAAUGAGAAUAUUAAAUGGCCACAAAACCCCAGAAAACACGAUCUCACUUCGCUACUAUCAUGACAAUUCACACAUCGUGACUGCACUCGACAUCAGCACACUCGAUUGUACCCCUCACCCGUACCGUACCCGGCCGGCCGGGUUGGGCUUCACAUGCACACAUAUCGUUCUACUACACGGUCGUGUGUUGCUGCCCUCUACGUUUGAAGAUGUAACAGCACGAUAUCGUGGACUUAACAUCCAAGAUGGCGGAUUGGCAAAAGCUGUUGACUGAUGAUAACGAUGUCCAAAAACCCCAAAAUUAUCGAUAAAAUAUCAUUUCACCGUGAAAUAAUGCUAAUAAUGUGAAAGGUGAGGAUGUAUGCAUGCUAAAUGGGUUUGUAAAAAUAUUUUAUGCACCCGCAUAGAUCCGAUUAGAACGGAUUCUAUUGUGUUGUUGGUACAGUAGCAGAUACAAAUUUUGACCAGUGCGAGUGUACGUGUUGUGAUUUUGCUAUUCAAUGUGUAAACGGAAUUGUCACUUUUCCGUGUGUACAAAGUCUAUGGGGAAAUGGAAUUUCCGUUUUCUGACAUGCUGAAACGGAAUUUGAGAUUUUCUGAAACGGAAAAGGCAAUUUUUUGAAACGGAAAAUCACUGUCCCUACAUACAGGUGGAGUGUUGUGUUCAUCGUAUUGUAUCUGUGAAGGCAUGAUGAUCUAUCAAUUAUCUUUCACUUUGUGAAUUACGUAGAAAGAUGACAUCAUGAUGAAGCCGGUGAUGGAUUGGGUUGCUGCUCAGAAGAACUUGUUGAAGGUUUUCAGUUCAUCGAAAAGCCUUCAAGUUCUUUUACCAGUCUAGCGCCUGUACAUCCAUGUAAAUUGUGGAUGAAUCCCAUUUCAGUGGCGGAUCAGCUGGAUUUAGUGUUUGCAGCGCAUUGUACCUGCAAGUGGAUUGGUUUGUAUUGGGUGAUUUCAAGUAGGGUGUUUGGGUCGGAAGCACAAUUUGAUCGCGUUUCCAAGCUUCAAAACUUAUUCUGAGUUUACACAAAUAAUCCGGAUCGCAAUAUUGACAGCUCAACACCAAGUGGGUGACUUUUCAGGAGCAUCUUCAUUUUAUGUUUUGUGUUGUACUCGUGUUAAAAUUGACCAAACACCAACACCAAAAGGUUAACUCUGAACUUGAAAUCACCUAAUGUCUGUAGUAUCACGACACCUUGUCUAUUGGUUUGAAAUUGCAACCGAAAGAUGCUUGCCGAGGUAUAAUGACCACAUUCCAUAGACGUGGUUAUCAUUAUUUAAAUGGUACAAGUAUCAUUAUUUAAAUGGUACAAGUAUUCAGAAGAAAUUCAGAUUUACAGGUGUAAUAUCGAAAAAUGUCUUGAAGAAUGUUCUGGGUGUCAUUUCCAUGUUGAAAGUAUGACCAAAUGUAGCAAUUUUUUUUUUGUGUAUUCUUGAUGAGAGAAGUUAAGGUGAGGGAAAGGUUAUGUUCAUAGACGGUGCUGAUAGAUAAUGAUAGACAGAAUAACUGUAUUCUAACAGUAAAAUUAUGGUAAUAUUGAUACUGUAACAGAAAAUGUUACAGCACUUGGUCAUCAUUUCUGUGCCUCUGCUGCCAUCUACAUGUGUGAAUGUAUGAUGUAUUUCUUAAUAAUUAUGAUGAAUGAUGCAACUUGACAAUGAUUUAUGUGCCUUCUCUGCCAAUUUUUUAUCUAAAUCUUUAAAAUAUGAUUA